Brienomyrus brachyistius is the source of this 2776-nucleotide messenger RNA. RefSeq names its product PTB domain-containing engulfment adapter protein 1-like. The transcript is spliced from 13 exons. Bases 205 to 1353 code for a protein of 382 amino acids. Lineage: Eukaryota; Metazoa; Chordata; Actinopteri; Osteoglossiformes; Mormyridae. The record is from RefSeq and is a predicted model, not a curated record.
GUCUCUGCUUGGCGGCUGACGUCAUUAAACUUUCCCAUUCCAGUGGCUUUACUGAGAUGAGGGAAGAUGCGAGUCUUCGCGAGCUAGAGCGCGAGGUAGGGAACGAGCGAGCGUCCGAGGAUCUGCGAGCAGGCGAUCAGGCACGAAACUGUGGAACUGCGGCAGGUCACAGCGACUCUCAGCAGAGGCGCAGUUCUCACCAGCAUGAACAGAGCUUUUAACAGGAAGAAAGAUAAGUCAUGGAUGCACACACCAGAAGCCCUUGUGAAGCAUUAUAUAGCAUAUAAUGCUAAGUUCCUCGGAAGCACAGAAGUUGAUCAACCUAAAGGCACAGAAGUUGUAAAAGAUGCAGUCCGAAAGCUUAAGUUUCAAAGGCAUAUCAAAAAAUCUGAGGGCCAGAAGAUUCCAAAAAUUGAAUUACAGAUUUCAAUCUAUGGCGUGAAAAUUUUAGACCCUAAAACAAAAGAUGUGCAGUACAAUUGCCAGUUGCACAGGAUGUCUUUCUGUGCUGAUGAUAAAACAGACAAAAGGAUAUUCACAUUUAUCUGUAAAGAUUCGGAGUCUAACAAGCACUUGUGUUAUGUUUUUGACAGUGAAAAAUGUGCAGAAGAGAUAACUCUGACUAUUGGCCAAGCCUUUGACUUGGCAUAUAAAAAGUUCUUGGAAUCUGGGGGGAAAGAUGUGGAGACACGAAAGCAAAUUGGAAGUUUGCAAAAAAGAAUACAAGAAUUAGAAACUGAAAACUCUGAAUUGAAAACGCAGCUGCAAGGUGCCAAAGAGCAACUGAGGGUAGCUCAUGAAACACCACUCCUGCUCUCAAACUCUACUAAUGAAGCAUAUAUUCUGCAAAGGCCUUCAUCUCUCUUCUGGUGUCAUAGUUUGAAGUCGAUCUCUUGUUUAGAAAUCUCCUCUGUCACGCUCACUCCUAUGAGUUCACCUGACUCUUGUCUGUCUGCGGGGCUACUAACUCCUCCUCCGGCUAAAGCUACAUUACCAAAGUCACCGAAUGGGCACAGUGUCCCUCGGCCUCGUGCCGGAAGCAUCUCAAUGAAAGCCCCUUGUACUGACAUGUUUGACAUGGUGCCAUUUUCUCCCGUGUCUCCGAUGGUACUCUCACCAGCAAGAAAUAGUCAAUCUCCCACAUCUUCUUUUAUGAGGCCAGCUGAAACCAGGAGAGAUCUUUUUGGUGCUGAACCCUUUGACCCCUUUAUGUGUGGAGCAGCAGAAUUUUCUCCUGACAUCCAGUCCAAGUUGGACGAAAUGCAGCGUCAGAGAUGGUUGGAGGGGUUCAAAAUGGGACUGACAUUAGAAGGAACUGUCUUUUCUUUUGAUCCUCUGGACAGCUGCUGCUGAUGCCAAGAAAUUUUUGUCUUGUACAACUUAAGACAUUUGUAUAGAUAAGGUCCACAGAUAGUUUUUCGGCUAACAAGAUGAUUAAUCAUUCUGAGAUAUAUGUCUUAGCUUUUGGUUUAGACACAAACUGCACAUAGAGGAAAGCACUAUUUUUAUAAUAAAUAGAAUGAAAUCAUAAUUUAGAAGCCAUUAUGGAUUCGUGGAGAAUUUUUGUGUCCAACUUAUAUGUGUGUCAGACUGACAUGUAGCUCAGUAUGAAUAUUCUUGCCUCACAAUGCCAGCUUUGGAUGUGUACCUGCUGUGUGUGUGCAAUGUUUGCAUGCUGUCAUCCUGUCGUGUGGGUACCAUUUUCCUCCCGCAGUCCAAAAACAUGCCCAUGGCAUGUUAUUGUGUGUGUACAUAACCAUUGGUGUGAGCAACCUGUGAGGGACCGGCAUCCCCUCCAGAGUGUACCCCAAUCUGCGACCUGUGAGGGACCGGCAUUCCCUCCAUGGUGUACCCCAAUCUGCGACCUGUGAGGGACUGGCAUCCCCUCCAGGGUGUACCCCAAUCUGCGACCUGUGAGGGACUGGCAUCCCCUCCAUGGUGUACCCCAAUCUGCGACCUGUGAGGGACCGGCAUCCAGUCCAGGGUGUACCCCAGUCUGUGACCUGUGAGGGACCGGCAUCCCCUCCAUGGUGUACCCCAAUCUGCGACCUGUGAGGGACCGGCAUCCCCUCCAGGGUGUACCCCAGUCUGUGACCUGUGAGGGACCGGCAUCCCCUCCAGGGUGUACCCCAAUCUGCGACCUGUGAGGGACCGGCAUCCCCUCCAGGGUGUACCCCAAUCUGCGACCUGUGAGGGACUGGCAUCCCAUCCAGAGUGUAUCCCUGCUUUGUGUCCUGUGCAGCCUGGGAAAUGAUCUGUGACCCUGAGCAGGAUUAAAGGCUGGAAGAUGGAUGGAAGAGAAUAAUAAUAAGAAGAAUAAUAAUAUCAUUAUAUAUAUAAUAAUACUACUAAUAAUAAUAAUGAACCACACACAACAUUAUACACUAUACCAGGGGCCUGUUUCACGAAACAGAAUUUCUUGUUUAGAGGGAUAACUUGUCAGAUUUAAGGAUCAUCAGUUUAAAUGGACUUUAUCUUUGUUUGCUUACAUUUAGCCCAGAGUACCUUAAAUCCAACAAGUUAUCUGGCUAAGCAUGAAAUCCAACUUCAUGAAACAGGCCCCAGAUAAGUGGCUGCAAUGUGGUUGAAAUAAUAACCAACCGUGGUUUUUUUCUAUUUUUUUUUCUGCAUUACCAUAAUAUCUUAAUGCUUAUUUCUGAUAAAUUUAUAUUCAUAUUUUAACCCAGAAAACUCUAUGGGUUUGUCCUUUAUGUAACCUUGUAUUGUAGCCUUUGCAAUUGUAAUUAUAAAAUAAAAAGACAAUAAAUUCCGCCUA